Molecule: messenger RNA, 1953 nt
Organism: Paramecium tetraurelia
Lineage: Eukaryota; Ciliophora; Oligohymenophorea; Peniculida; Parameciidae
Exons: 7
Biological process (GO): mitochondrial electron transport, succinate to ubiquinone; tricarboxylic acid cycle
Molecular function (GO): flavin adenine dinucleotide binding; succinate dehydrogenase (quinone) activity; electron transfer activity
Source: RefSeq, a predicted model, not a curated record
AUGUUUGCUAUCACAAAGUAGGCAUUGUUUAGGCAAUAAGCAAUGAAACUCAUGAAUCGAUUUGCUGUAGUUGCCAAUAAUAAACCAGAAAAAGGACCAUCAUAAGGUCAUUUGACAGACAAAUACACAGUCAUUGAUCACACCUAUGAUGCAGUCGUUGUAGGAGCAGGUGGAGCUGGUUUAAGAGCAGCCUUUGGUUUAGUUGAAUUAGGUUUUAAGACUGCAUGCAUAUCUAAACUAUUUCCAACUAGAUCACAUACUGUUGCAGCCUAAGGAGGUAUUAAUGCAGCAUUAGGCAAUAUGACAGAAGACGAUUGGAGAUGGCAUGCAUAUGAUACUAUUAAAGGAUCUGAUUGGUUGGGAGAUUAAGAUGCUAUCUCAUAUAUGUGCAAAGAAGCACCGAAGGCAGUUUAUGAAUUGGAAAGUUAUGGUUUACCAUUCUCUCGUACUCCUGAAGGCAAAAUUUAUUAAAGAGCAUUUGGAGGUUAAAGUUUGAAGUUUGGAACAGGAGGAUAAGCAUAUAGAUGUUGUGCAGUGGCUGAUCGAACUGGACAUGCUAUGUUACACACACUGUUUGGCAGAGCUUUAGGUUAUGAUUGCAUUUUCUUUGUUGAAUAUUUUGCACUAGAUUUAAUGAUGGAUGAAUAAGGAGCAUGCAGAGGAGUUGUAUGCAUGUCAAUGGCAGAUGGAUCAAUCCAUAGAAUUAGAGCUGGAUAUACAGUCAUUGCAACUGGAGGUUAUGGAAGAGCAUUCUAAUCAUGCACAUCAGCACAUACUUGCACUGGUGAUGGUGGUGGUAUGACCAUCAGAGCUGGUUUACCCAUGGAAGACUUAGAAUUUGUAUAAUUCCAUCCUACUGGUAUUUAUGGAUCUGGAUGUCUUAUGACUGAAGGAUGUAGAGGAGAAGGAGGUAUUCUUAGAAAUUCAUUGGGUGAGAGAUUUAUGGAAAGAUAUGCUCCUACUGCUAAAGAUUUGGCUAGUAGAGAUGUUGUCUCUAGAGCUAUGACUAAAGAAAUCUUAGAAGGAAGAGGAGUUGGACCAGAAAAAGACCAUAUUUAUUUACAUUUAAAUCAUUUACCUUCUGAAUUGCUACAUGAAAGAUUACCAGGUAUCAGUGAGGCUGCUAAGAUCUUUGCUGGAGUUGAUGUUACCAAAGAACCAGCACCAGUAUUGCCAACUGUUCAUUAUAAUAUGGGUGGAAUACCUACAAAUUUCAAAACAGAAGUGUUAAAUCAAGUUAAUGGAAAAGACUAAAUUGUUCCAGGACUAUUAGCUGCAGGUGAAGCUGCUUGUGCCUCAGUUCAUGGUGCAAAUAGAUUAGGAGCCAAUUCAUUAUUAGAUAUUGUUGUCUUUGGAAGAUAAGCAGCCAAUUUAGUAGGUGAAAAAUGGAAGCCAGGAUAGAAACAACCAGAUCUUCCCAAGAAUGCUGGAGAAGCUGCCAUUGCUAGAAUUGAUAGACUUAGACAUCAUGAAGGAUCAUAAACUAUUGCCUAAGUUAGAAAGGAUUUAUAGAGAACCAUGUAGAAACAUGCAGCUGUGUUCAGAAUUGAAAAGACUUUAUAAGAAGGUGUGGAGAAGGUUAAGGAAAUCUAUUCAAGAAAGGAUGAUGUUAGAAUUAAAGAUAAGGGAUUGGUUUGGAACUCUGAUCUUGUUGAGGGAUUAGAAUUAGAGAACUUAUUAUUAUAAGGAAAAAUGACCAUCGAAGGAGCACUUAAUAGAAAGGAAUCCAGAGGUGCUCAUGCAAGGGAUGAUUUUCCAGAUAGAGAUGAUAAAAAUUGGAUGAAACACACUCUCGCUAGAAUUCAAGAUACUAAGUAAGGAGAUGUUCAAUUGACUUACAGAGAUGUCAUCACAAAAACCCAAGAUCCUAAAGAGUUUGACACUGUACCACCUAAGAAGAGAGUCUAUUGAUAAUAUAAAUAAAAAUAUAUAUAAUCAUUUAAAACUCCAUUC